Messenger RNA from Leptopilina heterotoma, 2311 nucleotides. RefSeq names its product protein kinase 4. NCBI's taxonomy places the organism in Eukaryota, Metazoa, Arthropoda, Insecta, Hymenoptera, Figitidae. The transcript has 6 exons. The coding region runs from base 518 to 2089 and encodes 523 amino acids. Gene Ontology annotation, biological process: regulation of transcription by RNA polymerase II. Gene Ontology annotation, molecular function: RNA polymerase II cis-regulatory region sequence-specific DNA binding; protein binding; DNA-binding transcription factor activity, RNA polymerase II-specific. The record is from RefSeq and is a predicted model, not a curated record.
GUUCGAGAGAGGGGAAAUUAAUAAAGAAUAGAAAGGGACCACAUUUCGAUAAUUGUUUGAUGGUAAACGAAUAAUAAUAACCGGAGAAAUUGGCGAUAAUAUGAAAAUGUCGAGGGAAGGAUACCACGUGUUAGAUUAACGGGCCAAUCUCUUUUCAUUGGGGGCGUUUCUCACUCCGGUUUCUCCUGAGGGCAGCGCAAAACCAGAGUGGGGCAAAUAUUCUCGCGGUAAAACUACCCCAGUGAAUCUCCAAGCUCCUGGCGUUCAAAUCACAACCGCAAGAGUUAUCGUUCUCUAAACGUCGCAAAUUUUUUUUUUGUUUUUGGUUUCAAAAAAAAAAAAAUCUCUUUGAAAAAGUUUCUUUCAAUUUUUCGCCUUCCUUCAUUUUUGUUUGGAAUUGAAGAAUAAGAAAAAAUGUCCCAUGGAAUGUGUGGUCAUGGAAAUUAUGCGAAACAAGUGAGAGGAUAAAAAAAAAUUGCCCGGAUAUAGUUUUGAAAGAAAAGAACAAAAGGACAAAAUGUAUAAUUUUUAUCGAGCCUGGUUUGGCACGGAGCAAACCUGUCCCCGUCUCGAGACCCUUUCACCCCCGGACACUUUGAUUCGAGUGGGAAACGACGGUGAACAUCAAUUCGUUGCCCAUCGUGGAAUUUUGGCAGCGCACAGUGGUUAUUUAAAGGCAUUAUUGUCAAAUAGUAAUUCAGGAAAUUCUACACUCUCCUCGGAUGGAAAUUCGGUUAUUAGUUCAAUUUCCGUUUCGUCAAUUGGUGGAGAGGCGUUUGCCCCGUUACUCAACUACAUGUACACGGGUCAUUUGGACGUUAAUCUGGACAACAUUUACAGUGUUUUGCUUGCGACACAUUUACUGCAUAUGCCAGGAGCAUUGGAACAAUGUCGAGCGGCUUUAUUGAGACUGAGGACACCACCUGCGAUUCCGGUUCAACAAACUGGCCAAGGAAAUGUUUUAAGACCAGUGCCAAAUCGACUGGUGGGUCCGCCAUUGUGUUGGCCGCAAACUAGCUUGUACGGUCCCGGGCCCAUUAUUUCCCGAUUGCCUUCUUUGCAUUUGCCGCAGACAAUUAUUCCCCCCCUUCUUCAGGACAAUCCCGGAUCGUCACUUUCCUACAGUACAAGAGAAAGAUCACUGUCACCAAAAUCAUCGCCAUCGCGUCCUCGUCGUUCGGAAUCACGUUCACGUUCACGUUCACGAUCAUUAACGCCCGUGAUUCCUCAGGUACAAUUAACGCCUCAAUUUUCCAAAAAUUCCCUCAAUUUAUCGUCUAAACGAAAAACUCCCGACGAAUCGCAAUUAAAAAGUUCGAGUUCUUCCGAGAUCAGCGAGAAAAUAUCCGUGACAAAUGUGGAGCACAUUUCGCAACAAUUGCGCCGAGCGAGGACAAACGCCGAACAGGAAAGCAAUUCAAGCGGAAGUGUCGUCUAUGAUGUUGCAUGCUGCGACGGACCCGUGAGAUUUCAUCGCGUCUUAAACGAAAAUUAUUCCGCACCCUCAACCGGAACUGCAAUUCGUCCGAGAAAUUGUUUGGAAACCGACGACACUACUUCCGGCGAAAAUGACGAGAACGGUCGACCGGAAGACUUGACGCAUGAAUCGACGGUGGAUUGCGGAGUUUCCGGAAAUUACACCUGCAACUAUUGUCAGCAUACGUUUAAAUCGCAAUAUUGCUAUCGGAAGCACGCGAGAAGACAUUUAUUGCCAACUGAGGCGGAAUCAUCGAGUCGUAAUCAUCAGCAACGUCAUCAACUUCCGUCUCAGCAGCAGCAACAACAGCCACCACAACAACCACAACAACAACAACAACAGCAACAUCAUCAUCAUCAACAACAACAAAAUAAUCAAGAUAAACGUCGACGAGAAGUUAGACUUCUCGAUUUAAACGUUCAAUAUUAUCCGUGUAAAAUUUGUGGCAGUAAAUUUCCAAGUUAUUAUUUUGUUCACAAGCAUCGAAAAAUGUGCCAUUCAAAUAUUACCGACGAGACAACGAGGGACAGUAAUAAUUUACAAAACGAUGAGGAAAUUAUUGUUAACAGCAGUGAACCGAGUGAAUCGAGUGGAAAAAAAUUAGUCGAUUGAGGAUUAAACGAUAACAAGAGAGAGAAAAAUGAAAUUGAAAAGAAGAUCAACAACAAAAAGAAGAAAUCGAAAUAAAAAAAAAAGUGUUGUCGAAUUUAAAAAAUUUCGCUUGUAAAAUGAAAUGAAAUGCACUAAGUUUUAGAUAUAAAAAAAAUGUUCCCCAAAAAUAUCAUUUUUGGAAAAAUGUACGAAUUAUCGUUUGUAAAACAUUUCGCAAUUUUC